Miscanthus lutarioriparius is the source of this 3018-nucleotide messenger RNA. NCBI's taxonomy places the organism in Eukaryota, Viridiplantae, Streptophyta, Magnoliopsida, Poales, Poaceae. The record is from the annotation of a GenBank genome assembly.
AUGGAGGUCGGCGGCGACCUGGAGUCCCUCCUAGAGGCGAUCAAAUCCUCUGAGGUGCUGGAAGAUAGAAUUGGCCUUAUCAACCGAGUUGAGAGUUCCUUUGUGUAUUCUGCAGAUGAUCUGAGUCCAAUACUUGACAGUCUUAUUGUAUCUUGGGAUGAUUCUGGAUGUUCAGGUCUAUCGCACUGCAUGCUACACAAGUCAAUUUUGCAGGUUGCUCUGAAAUGCUCAUGUACAGAUACAGCUGCUUGUCUGGGGCACUUUCUUGCUCUUGGUGCAAAGGCGAGCUCAUGGUGUGGAAAGCAUCUCCUAUCGUCCGUCGAAUCUUUUGAUGAUUCUGAAGAGGUCCAACAGGAAGAACACUCCAGAAUACUCCCAGAGAUAAUUUCAAUGGCCCUAAAUAUCUCAAUCAAGAUCCUCCCUUCUGCGACAAAAUUUGUUACUGUAGAUAUGGUGCAUAAUAUUGGUGAUUUUAUCUCAGAGUUGCUAAGUCUUAUGGAAAGCUCAAUAGUUGACAACGACAAGAAAAUUCAUGGAGCUGCUCCGGACAUCGCUAAGGCUGCACCUGUUUUUCUAGAUGAAAUAACUAAGCUGUGUCGGGCAUACUCUGAGGCCGCAAAAGUAGACAACUGCACAAUGAGUAUAACCGAUGAAGAUGCUACUGUGAAACACAACCACCAGGGUCUUGCUAGUGAUGUCACCAGGAUUACAUCAUCCACUAUUCAGACCAUGUAUAGAUUGGGAACCUAUGCAGCAUCCAGUGGUGGAAGCCAGGUGACUUUGCUGAAUGCAUCAUGGAAGGGUGUAGUCUCCUUACUGCAGAGCGGUAAAGGGAUGAUUGAAGGAAAAGUAAAUGUCAGAGAAAUCAUUGUAACCCUUCUAUCUCUGUCCGUAGAAUCUCUAAGAGUUGCUGCUGAAACAUGGUGCACGCCGUUACUAGAAACCCUUGGUGCCACUGAAGCCAGAAGGGCAUUCCUACCAAUCAAGUUUUUCUUAAUAAAUGCUGUAAGGAUUUGUUCAACAUAUCCAUCUGAAGCAAUGACUAUAUACAAAAACAUAAUAAAUUGUGCACUGGUGAUCACAUCCUCAAGCAUUUUAUUUAGCAAGAAGCCACAGUUGAAAGCAGCAAAUGAGGCACUUGUUGAAUUGCUGGAGCCUACUUUAUUUGUUUUACUAGAUACACUUAUGAAGUCAUCUGACUUAACACCAGAAUCCAAAUGCCAGCUUGCACAUUAUUUUUUUGAAAAUGAAGAGGCUAAGAGUCCAGAUCACAUGGGACAGGCUAAUCAGAGAGAGAUAAAUUUGGCCUCAUUGGAUUGCAUUUUCUCUACGAAUUCAGAUGUUGAUCAUAGAAAUAGAGCACUUUUACCUGCUGAGUUGCUUGUGUUUUUGCAUUUUCUCAAUGCUUCCCCAUGGUUGACAGAAGUGGUUGUCAUUGCAUUAUCUAAAAAGCUGCAGACUCUUCUUAAUAUCUUGACAUCAGAAGACAUCUACUCCUAUGUCCUUGGCUUCCAAAUCCCUAUCUUCAAUGGCACAGACCAUUCUCCAGCAGUUGUUUGGCAGCCUGUGUAUACUUCUAUCAUACAAGCAUUGAAGACUUUUAUGAUUUCUACUGUUGCUUCAAGUGCUGCUUGGAAUGAGUUGGAGGCUUUCUUACUUGAAAACAUUUUCCAUCACCAUUUCCUUUGCUUGGAAAUUAUUACAGAGCUAUGGUGUUUCUACAUGCGUCAUGCUGAAACUGAGACUUCAGUUAAUUUAAUUAAUCAAGUCUUCCUUCUAUUAAAGACUGUCACAUCAUCAGAGGAUGUUUUUGCACCUCUCAGUGCUUUGCGGAAAGUUGCACGUUCAUUGUGCAUCAUCUUGAGCUAUGCAUCUUCUGCAACUGUUGAUCAAAUAUAUACUAGUGUGCUGAAUGGUGAAAACUCUUCCAAGUCUUCAAUCUUACACUUGGCAUUGCUGAUGGAAGGAUUUCCUUUGGAUUCAUUGUCUGAUGGUACAAAGGAACUUGCUGUGAAGAAAAUGUUUACCUCUUUUGCUGGCUAUCUGGAGAGCUACUCCAAGAAUCAUCGAGUAAUCAAUGUGCCAACUUCUAGCUUGGGUGUGAUAGGACUUCCUGUACAUGCUCUAGCCUCUACAUUGCAGCAUUGCGUAAGAAAGGAUGAUAGUAUUGUAGAUGAGAAGAGCAUCACUGCUAUGUUUAAGUUCACCAUCUCUCUCAUAAAGAUGUAUAGAACUGCACCAGAUAGCAGUAAGGAUAACCUUGCCAAGCACAUUAGUUCUAUGUUGGUUAUUAUCUCAAACACGAGGCAUCUUUGCGCAUUCAGUGAGAUGGAGCAGUUGACUCUGCAGUUGCGCACUCUGUUCUUGUCCACUUCUGAUAAAUCAAAUGCAGUGCUGUCUCAGUGCAAACCGUCGAUGGCUUCCUUUAUGUCAACUCUCGGUCACUUGAACGUUACCGAAGAUGAUGCUAACGAACUUUAUUCUGCAAUAUGUGAUCUGUAUCAUCUCCUGCUGAAGGAACGGCACUGGGCACUCAUUCACCUUGCAAUGGAUUCCUUUGGAUACUUCGCCGCCCGCACAUCCUUUACACAGCUCUGGAGAUCUGUUCCUGGAGAUGCCGCCCUUUCGUACAAUGCAAGCACAGGGACUAGCAUAGAUGAAAACGGAUUCAUGCUGGAGUUGAGAGCUUAUCUUCAGAAAGAGGUCGCCUUGCACACCGAUAAAUGGUCUGAAGAGCAAAUUCGGCUCCUGGUUUCAGAGGGUAGAGUGCUGAAGAAGCUGGUUGAAGCUUAUUGUGAAAUUCCAGUCGUCUCUGAGCCUGAGAAUGCCAGCACGAAGAAGAGGAAGAUGCCAGAUGGGAUCUGUGAAGGGAUGGCGAUGCUGCAGAACGGUCUCAAGGUCAUGCGAGGCGCCUUUGAUGAAGCGGACUUUGCUGAGCUGAGGGAUAGGUUUGCUGCACACUUGUCUCGCCUUGAGGAUGCAGUUUCCCAAUUUGCUAGUUUAUCCGACGAAAUCUGA